This is a messenger RNA of Hermetia illucens (black soldier fly), 921 nucleotides long. RefSeq lists its product as uncharacterized. The coding region runs from base 53 to 820 and encodes 255 amino acids. Lineage: Eukaryota; Metazoa; Arthropoda; Insecta; Diptera; Stratiomyidae. The transcript is spliced from 4 exons. The record is from RefSeq and is a predicted model, not a curated record.
UGAUGAUUGCAAAAAUUUAAUUAGUUUGAUUCUAUAUAGCUUUCUAGUUAGAAUGAAAUUAAUUUUAUUGUUUCUAUUUUGGGGCAUUUGUGCCCAAUUAGCUCUUUCGGACGCUCAAAGCAUCGAACGGAGGCCAAGACAGUUCAUCGAAUAUAAGCUUACUCCUGACAGUCGAAACAGUUUCUUGGAACAUUUUCAAACUUUCAUCGAGAACAUAAUCGAAGAUGCAACCAAUUUCAUCAAAGAAUUCGCCGACAAAACAGCGGAAAUCAUGGCUCAGAUUCAAAGCCAAAUUGAAGGUAUCGCAGCUGUGGCGCAAGAUACAAUGAAUAAGCUUACCAAGGACGUCCAGGAUUUGGUGGACGCAUGGAACAAGGAAGGAGAACUGGCCCAAAAUUGCACCAUGGUCUACGCUCCUCUAAUUGAAGAAGCCGUCAAUAUUUCCACUCAGGCUUUUCAAGCUUGCAUCCAAAAUGCGACGGAAGCGGCUAAUGAAAUUGGCAAUGCGAUCAGACCGAAUAUUGGCGAACUACUCACCUGCGUGAAAGAACUUCAAGGCCUGGUUGAUGAGUGUUUCCAAAAUUCCAGUAACGUAUUUGAAGGGAUCUCAUGCGUUGUGGGAAAGGGAAAUGAAAUCAAAACUCAUGUGUUACAAGUAGUGAUGGAUAUCAAAACCAUCAUUGUCACUUCGACUAAUAAAGGCUUCGCCAUUGUCAGCAAUACUGGAAAGUGUCUCAACACGGCAGUGGACGAGUACCAAAAUUCAAUAGCCUCAUUGCGUGAGAAACUUAAAAAUUGUGUCCUGGAAGGGUUUUGGUAAUCAAAACUUAAUAAAUAAUAUUCAAAAUCCAUUACAAGAUGUAUUAGUGAACUGGAUAUCAAAGUAUAUAGUUGCAAAUAGAAUAUAAAUGCAAGGACGAA